Mesorhabditis spiculigera is the source of this 3360-nucleotide messenger RNA. Lineage: Eukaryota; Metazoa; Nematoda; Chromadorea; Rhabditida; Rhabditidae. The record is from the annotation of a GenBank genome assembly.
AUGCAAAGCCGAUUGUCCUACCCAGCGACAAAGGUGUGGUCAUUUUUGGCUGCAUUGCUUGACCGCAGUACGGUUUCACGAGCUUCAACAUCGCUCAAGAUGGACGUGCCUCAAAAAACCCCGUAUCGGGAUCGAGUCGGCGGAAAAAUGCUGUUCUGGACGGCCGGUGGCUUUGCGUUCAUGUUAUUUGUGAUUGUCCUUCUAUUCAAUUCUCUUGCGCGAGACUCGUGCCCUCAUUUUGCGCCGCGACCAGUUCCUGAAGAAGAGCAUCUCAUUCCAUUUGCCGGUGUGCAAGAUGAAAUCGAUGAGGAUAAUAUCAAAAAAUAUCUGCGCUUGUUCACCAAAACGCCUCACAUGGCCGGGACCAAGAACCAAAAAGAGCUGGCAGACACAGUUGAGGAUCUGUGGAAGAAAUUUGGUGUUGAAGAUGUUCGCCAAGUUGAAUAUGAAGUUCUGCUGACCUACCCGAAAUGGGAGAAACCUAAUAAGCUUUAUAUCAAAUCCGGGAGGAAAACCGUUUACCAAACAAGCGGCAUUGCGCCGGCUUUGAUUGAAAAGGAGCAGGAUGACAAGUUCGGCGGCUACCAAUUUCUGGCAUGGUCUGCGGUCGGAAAUGCUUCUGGUCAAGUUGUGUUCUGUAACCGAGGUUUCAUAGCCGAUUUUGAGAAGUUGGAGGAGCUCGGGUAUUCUGUGAAGGGAAAAAUCGCCCUAAUCCGUUAUGGACAACUCUAUCGCGGAGAUAAGGUCUAUAACGCUCAAAAAUAUGGCGCUAUCGGAGUGCUUCUCUACUCCGAUCCGGCCGAUGUGGCGAAGGAGGGCACAAAGCCAGAAAACCUCUACCCCCAUAAAAUCUGGAUGCCGGAAAAUGAUGUGCAACGCGGCAUGAUAGGGCAUCAUAUGAAUGGCGACCCAUUGACCCCGCUCUACCCGGCAAAGCCUGGCAUCUACAAGUCGAAAACCAUUGAACAACUCAAAAAAUCCGCGAACGUCCCGAGUAUCCCGGCGCUACCAAUCCCUUACGCCGCCGCGUACGAAAUUUUGGCUCGGAUGAGUGGUCCGAAGGUUCCGAGGGGAUGGAGGGGAGGUUUAGACGUGUCCUAUCGAGUUGGCUCAAAAAUGAAAGAUGACACCGUGGUUACUUUCGAAGUGGACGCUAUUUUUGAGACUCGGACAAUCCAAAAUGUGAUUGGCUACAUCAAAGGCCGGGAAGAUCCGGACCGAUAUGUCAUCUUGGGAAAUCAUUUUGAUGCUUGGGCAUAUGGUUCGAUGGACCCAAAUUCUGGAACCGCAAUUUUAGCCGAAUUGAUUCGCGCGCUAACCAAGACUGUGAAAGAAACUGGAUGGAGACCAGCCAGAACGAUAAUGUUCGCGAACUGGGAUGCGGAAGAAUAUGGCCUUAUCGGCUCGACAGAGUUUGUGGAGGAGUACGGACAACAGCUACAGGAUCGAACUGUCGUGUAUUUGAAUAUGGACUGUCUCGUCGGGAAUUUGACGCUAGACGUCGCCUCAGUGCCAUCACUUUACAACGCUAUCGUUGAAACCGCAAAGGCUGUCGAAAAUCCGAACGAGCAGGAAAGAAAACUUGGUCGUAGGACAGUUUUUGAUAGCUGGAAUUUCUAUGCCAAAAGCCGCGUCGACCCAAACAUUCCAAAGAUCGCGAUCCCAGGCGGUGGGACUGAUCAUCAACCAUUUUUGCACUUCCUUGGGAUCCCGACGGUCGAUUUUACGUUCGAGAACCCCUAUACCGGCUACCCGCUAUACCAUACAAUGUAUGAAACCGCCUAUGUGAAUGAGAAUCUCCUGGAUAAUGAUGAUUUUGCGGUGCACAAAGCGACAGCCGAAAUUUGGGCCCAGCUAGCGUUACGAUUCGCCGAUUCCAGAAUCCUGCCCAUUAAUGCCACGCAAAUCCCUUGGAUUCUUCUGCAAUCCCAGAUACCUGAUAUCGAAAAGGAAGUCCGAAAAGUCGGAAAUGAGAAGGCACUUCCCGAUACCUAUGAACAAAUUGAGUUCCUGAAAAAGGCCUGUCGAUCGCUUAUUUAUGCUUCGGAUAAGUUCUAUGCCCAGGUCGCGGACACGAAAAAGGGAUUGACGCGUUGGAACGAUCACCUAAUGACUGUUGAACGCUGCUUUUAUAACCCUAUUGCCAACCCCGAGGCCCCGGAUAAUCGCCAUAUUUUAUACUCGAUCAACCCGGAAAAUCGAUAUUACGCGAGGACGUUUGGGCAGGUUAGAGAUUCGCUAACACGACAUCUGAAAACGAACGGGACUACCGUAGAAGAUCUCGACCGAGAAAUGGCUCAAGGCUUUACCACUGUUCAGCGCGCAAAUUAUUUCACGUUUGACGAUGACACGAAGAAUUAUGGAAAGAAUUUAGACAAGCUGUUAACGAGGUUUAAUUGUAUUUUUGUGAAGCAUGCAACUAUCGAUUAUGGGGCAUCAUUACAAAACGUCGUCAACCUGAUACAGUACGCCAUUUCCAAGAAGCUCCAUGUCGAAAAUCUGACCUUAAAUGCAAUCCAUUACCGCGAGGAAUUUAAUUUUUUGCAUGCAGCCUUGAAGCCGAGAAAAAUAGUUUUUCAAUUUUCGGAUUCUUCAUUUCGUCUGCGGAUCCCUGAAUCAUGCAAUACCGUUUUACUUGGCAAGAGCGAGCGGUUGAAAUCGGAAAUCGACAUUUCCCAGGCUAAGCGCCUGAAAUGGAUUUGCACGGACUCCAAAGCUAUGGAUGCUAUAAAUACCUCAAUCCUUAAGUGGAAUUCUGAAUUGAAACGACUGCAGGCUGUCUUGUCGAGAACCGGAAGUGAAUACAAAUUGUCCACCCCCAGUUUUGAUUUGAAAUGCCACAAACGCUUCAGGGCAAAGACACCUGCCUCGACCCUGAUUGAGCACAUCCUAUCUCGGCAUUAUUCCAAACUGCCGCUGCUUUGUCGCGUAUGCGGCCAAGUGUUUCCGAUCUACGAUAAGUCACACUUUGGACAGCGCGCAGUCUGUAAAAGCCAGCCGUACAGUACUUUCGACGCCGACGAUUACCACAAGCUAGUGGCCGUAGCAAAAAUGUGCUGCCCAUCGGCGACAAUCUCGAACCGAAUUAUGGAUGGGUUAUGGCUGAAAUAUAUCGAGCCCGGGAUCGAGGGAAAGGUCAUCCCAAGGCUCGCUUCUAAUUGGGUGUACUGGACGCAGGAGUGCGAGCGUACACCGGGCUUGCAGCACAAGUCGAUCGUAUUCCCGGAAGAGCCAACGCCCAUCGUCAUGACCCCGCCCGCCGAGGAGUUGCUCAAAUUCUUUGAAGAAGCUAGGGAUCCGGAGAAUCGACCUAUUGAGAUCAUCAACGUGUUCUACACGGAUUCAACCGACUCGGACUCG